Zootoca vivipara (common lizard) is the source of this 10633-nucleotide messenger RNA. The record is from RefSeq and is a predicted model, not a curated record. NCBI's taxonomy places the organism in Eukaryota, Metazoa, Chordata, Lepidosauria, Squamata, Lacertidae.
UUGAGGAAACCUGGAGGAAACCUUGGAAAAGUAUAUCAACCUGGAAGUGUGAUGUCUUUGGCGCCUACCAAGGGCUUGCUAAAUGAACCAGGACAAAACAGUUGCUUUCUUAAUAGUGCUGUACAGAUUGUACAUGGUGACAAGAAUGAGAAGGAGCAACAGCCUCCAUUUUCCUUGCCUUGCCUUUUGUACAGUUUGGUUCCAGAAGGAGGGGAUGCAAGUGAAUUGGCAAUAGUGACUGUGGUGAGGAGGUGAGUCCACAAGAACCCAACAGCCAGCAGUGAAUUCAAGUCUACUGUAUAUAAUUUAUAGACUCUUGAAACCAAUGAAGCAUAUACUGUAUAUGCUAAUCUAACCUUUCCUAACCUUGAGUCUCCCAAUGUAUUUGCUAAGCAAAUCAGGCCAACAAGUAACUUUCAUGUAAUUUGAAACUUUUUUAAAAAACAACAACAACAACAAGUGAACCCUAAGGCUAGCAAACGACCACAGUGGCUUCCCAUUAUUGAGCUGGUGUAGUAUUUUCCAGAAAGGUUGUCAUUUUCCCUUGUAUGGCGGCUAGCAUGUCUGAUAAUUGCUUCUUGUUUGUAUGAACAGGCUCUUCUUCUACUUAAGCUGAAUUUGUAGGACUUCAUAAUAUUGUGGUUAUUUGUAUUCCAUAGAAAAUACAUGUUAAGAUGCUACUGAAUUUUAUCUUAGUUGUGCUAAAUUAAAUUUUGCUUUAGUAUGCACAAAUUAUCAAUGUUUGUCAUUUAAUCAUUUUUGGUAGACGACACGGAAAUGCCGUUUACCUUCCCGCCACAGCAGUACCUAUUUAUCUACUUGCACUGGUGUGGUUUCAAAGUGCUAGGUUGGCAGAAGCUGGGACAGAGCAACAGGAGCUUACCCACAUGUAUUGAAACAAAUUUGACCCUGUGUUUUCAGUGGUUGAUGAAGUAUUGGUUAUCCUCCUUGGCAAGGAGAUCCUCCUUGGCAAAGAGGACUUAAUCAAAGUAGGACUGCAGACUUGAAUACAUCACUCACAAUUGGAAAACUUUCCCUUUAAUUGAUCAGCAUUUCAACAUGGGUGUUAUAAAGCUUUGCUUAAGUAGGAAGAAAAUAAUUCCUUUGAAAAGCCUUUAAUAGGUUUCUUUUACUAACCUAUUAAGGCCACACACCGUUACAAAAGAUUCAAGAAUAUGUGAACAUAAAUUGCCAUCAGAAGUAAAUUGAGAGCAUUUUAGAAUGCACAUUAAAUGAAGUUAAAUGAUAACCUGUAUCUGAUGUGUUUGGAGUGAAUAUGCACUGCUAUAUAUGCAUUUAAAUAGGGCCAUGCUGAAUUAGGUUUUCUUCAUAGUCCUACUUUAAAUGUCUUUGCACUUUGACAUUGUAUCCCUUCUUUCAAGUAUUUGUUCAAAAUGGGUAAGAUAGGUUAGAAGUAUUUGUGAUUUGUUCAUGGAGAGAAUUGCAUGUGCAGACAAAGCUUGAUUUGAUGUUUUCAGCAGUUAGAAUUGCUGUAUUAUAGACAAGCCAUUGUUUAAAUUGAAGUAUAGCUGGUCAUUUCGGCCACUGAAAACCGCUCUGUGUAUGAUAACCUUUCAGCUAUCAUGGGGGAAAGUAUCUACAGCAUUUCAGUGAAAAUUCUAAUACUUCUUAGUUUUUGAUCUUCCUAUUAUCCUCCCUUCUAACAAGUAGUUUGAAUUUGCAUAUGCAUAACUUAAUUUUUUUCAGUGAAUCUAAUGGCACCAUUAAAACCAGAGAUGAUGAGCCUACAACUCCCAGCAUCCCUUGGCAACAUGAUCAUUGGUCAUGAAUGAUGGGAAUUGUAGUCCAGCAACAUCUUGAGGACUACAGGUUCUCCCCAUCCCUGCUUUGAACCAUCAUUCAUUCAUUUUACCGUCCAUCAUACAAAGAUCACAGGCUGGUUUACAAAAAUACAUACCAUAAUAACAAACAAAAACCAUACGACUCUCCCCACAGUUUAAAAUGCCAUAGAUUGUUUAAUUAGCCAAAGACCUGGGAAAAGACCAAUGUUUUGCCUUAUGGCUAAAGAUAUGUAACGAAGGUGCCAGGUGAAACUCCCUGGGGAGAGCAUUCCACAAGCGAGGAGUCACUGCAGAAAAGGCCCAUUCUUGUGUUGCCACCCUCUGGACCUCCCACAGAGGAAGCAGAUAAAGAAGGGACUCAGAUGAUGAUCACAGGGUCCGGGGUCUAGUACUCCAUGUUGUCAUGGUGUAUCAGUACUGUAAUGAAAGAUCAGUUUAUUGUAGGCCUUCAACUAUUUAUGUGGACAAAUAUGUUAUUGAAGAAAUUGAAACUUUUAUUUUCUGCCUCCUCAUCAUAGGUUUUAUGGCAACUUGACAUAUUUCGGCGAAGUUUAAGAGGUCUAUCAGGACAUGUUUGUCAGGGUGAUGCCUGCAUAUUCUGUGCUUUAAAGACUAUAUUUGCACAGUUCCAGCACAGUCGAGAAAAAGCACUCCCAUCAAAUAAUAUGAGGCAUGCCUUGGCUGAAAGCUUUAAAGAUGAACAGCGAUUUCAACUUGGUUUCAUGGAUGAUGCAGCAGAAUGUUUUGAAAACAUCCUUGAGAGAAUUCACUAUCACAUAGUACCAAGCAGUGAAACAGAUAUGUGUACUUCUAAAUCCUGCAUUACCCAUCAGAAGUUUGCUAUGACAUUAUAUGAACAGUGUGUAUGUCGCAGUUGUGGGGCAUCUUCAGAUCCUUUACCGUUCACAGAAUUUGUGCGUUACAUUUCAACAACAGCUCUAUGCAAUGAAGUUGAUAGAAUGUUGGAAAGACAUGAGCGGCUCAAGCCUGAAUUGUUUGCAGAACUGCUUCAGACUGCAAAUACUACUGAUGACUUCAGGAGCUGUCCUAGUAACUGUGGCCAAAAAAUAAAAAUCCGACGUGUUCUCAUGAAUUGUCCUGAAAUCGUCACAAUUGGCUUAGUCUGGGAUUCAGAACAUUCUGACCUAACAGAAGAUGUCAUCCGGAAUUUGGCAACACAACUUUAUCUUCCAGGGCUGUUCUAUAGAGUUACAGAUGAAAAUGCCAAAAAUAGUGAGCUUUAUCUCGUGGGGAUGAUUUGCUACGCAAGCAAACAUUAUUGUGCCUUUGCCUUUCAUACCAAGAGUUGCAAAUGGGUGCUGUUUGAUGAUGCUAAUGUGAAAGAGGUUGGAACAAAAUGGAAAGAUGUGGUGUCCAAAUGCAUUCGGUGUCACUACCAGCCAUUGUUGCUGUUUUAUGCAAAUCCAGAUGGUACACCUGUAUCAGCAGAAGAUGCACCAAGGCAGACAAUUCACUGGUCUCAUUAUAAAGCCUGUGCGGGAAAUGAAGAAGAACUUGGAUUUGAAAAGUCUACUUUUUCUAAGUCAGAUCGUGUGAAAGAGAAUGGGUUUGGAGAAUCAGUUACUCAGAAGAGUAAUAAAAAAUAUCAGCCAGAUGACUCAACUUUUAGUCGAAACCAUGUUCAGUCUGGUGGUGUCAGAGGAUCAGCUAAAUUAGGGCAUAAUGAACAUAGGGAAAAGGCAAAGGAUCUUUCCAGAGAGUGCGCUCAGAAGGUAGCCGAGAUGAAAAGCUUCUCCUCCUCCCUACGAAAAGAUGCUGACAGAGGAUCAAAAAGAGAAUCUGGAAAACAGAAAGAUCUAUCUGGAGAAGUCCGCCCCAAUUUUAAGCCAGGAUCGCCACCUUCUGGGAAUGGAUUUAAGCAGCAUUCUAAUGAACGUGUGUAUGGCAGUCAGGGAAAAGGACCUUACAGACAUGAAAAAGUACAUAACCAAAUCAGACCCACUGCACAAGUGUUGGGUUCAAACAAAACAGAUGGCUUUUCUGAUGGAGAGAAGAUGAACCGCGUAAAGACUGACAGCACCACUGGUUACGAUACGGACAGCAGCCAAGACUCCAAAGACAAGGGAAGCAUCAGUAGCAGCAAAAGUCGAAGCAGAGGUUGGAAGCCAAUGCGAGAGACACUAAAUGUUGAUAGCAUCUUUAGUGAAUCUGAGAAAAAAGAACACAGUUCAAAGCCCAAAUUAAAUGCAAGCAAUAAACCUAAACAUGAAAAGGAGCAGAGUUCAAACAACUGGCCAAAAGAAACUCGAAGUCAAAAAGGCUUGAUGACUAUCUAUGAAGAUGAAGCAAAACAGAAAGGGAGCCGGAGUUCGUUGGAUUCAGAAGGGAAAGGAAAUGCAGAAAAAAGUGUAGGAUUUACAGAGAGGAAAUCUCAUACUGAUAGUUGGCAGAUACAAAGGACUGAAUCUGGUUAUGAAAGCAGUGAUCAUAUAAGCAAUGCAUCUGCUAAUCUGGAUUCACCUGUCAUUGAAGGAACCAGCCCAGUAGAUACUACCACAAUUAAGGAAGCUGUUUCCUGCAGUGACCAGUUAAACAGAUAUUCUGGGUGUAUCUUGCAGUCUACCUCCCAGCAGAACAAAAACUCUUCAGAUGCCUUGAAGAAAGACCAGGUUAAUACUCAUACAAACUAUAGAUCUCAUAACCUACCUUCAACAUCUCAUCUGCAUAUGCAAAGGACUGACAUACCUGAUUGCAAUAAGAAGCUUUUUCCUUCGUUAACACUACAGACCGCUUUAAAAGACCACUCUGAGAGAGAAAUGAAGAACAGUGCACUUAGUGAGCAAAGCUCUGCACAGUGGCCUACUGAAGAGAUACUUGAUGAAACAAACAUAGCAGUACGCAGUGCUGAUAAUUCAGCUUCUUACAAUGGCGAGAACUUAACCAUGUCUGAAAAGGUUCAAAACAGUGAGUCUCUCUCUUCCCAUUUGCAGUUGCCUCAUACAAGGACAGUUAGACCCAGGCCAGCGCUUGCAUUUUUCUUACAACAGAAUAUAUCCAAACCUUCCUAUACUGAAUCUGCUGCACCUGCUGAACGUAAACUUCAUUUGUAUAGUAGUAGGACUGAUGAUGACACACAAGAAGCAAUUUACCAAAAUCUUCCUCCUCCUUUACCACCAAAGAAAUAUGCUCUCACCGGUUUGCAUGGAUUAGAAUAUGAAUCUGCUGUGGAUUUAAAAUCAACAGAAGUACCGGGCACAAAUCCUUCCAAUGUUGAAAGGCAUGUUGCAAGGGUAACUUCAAAGACUGUACCUGAAGCAAGUCCAUUUACAUAUGAAGAAAGACUUAAAUCAUCAUUUCACGGGAAUGAGUCUUCCAAGAUGAAUUUUCCGUCAAGUUUAUCAGUAAACGAUCUGCAGGCUGUAUCCAAUAAUUCUAUAUAUAAGGGAGCUUGCCCCACAGGACAAAGUGUUAGCUCCCUGGAUGCAAAUGCCAAUGAUAUUGUAUCUCUUACUACUUACUUUUCAGUUGACAACUGUAUGACUGAUACAUACAGGUUGAAAUACCACCAGAGACCCAAGCUGUAUUUUGCAGACACUGGCAUGUUAAACAAAGAGACACCUUUGCCACCAAGUGGAAUACAGAUGAACACUUCAUACCACAGUAAUUCUGAAUCAAAUUAUCCUACAACUGAUCAGAGACAUAAACCCAGCAUUGGAAAUAUAUAUUGCAAUAGGUAGAAUAUGCAACCAUUGAGCAUAAAUGCUUGGCGCCCCAACAUGUUGCAAUGUUUAGGUUUCUGUACCUCACUUAUACUUCAUUUAGAAGUUACAGCUAUUGAAUGAUAGUUUUGCACAUGCAUGUGUGUUUAAGAGAGAUGCAAAGACUUUUGGACCUGUUACUUUUGUGCUUUAACAAGAUUUGCACUCAUUAUAGGCUAAUGCAGAAUUAUUCAGCCAGCAUUGUUACUUUUAAAAUUAGAAUCUACAAGAGAUCCCCUUUAAACUGGCAUUCAUUUGAUAAAUAGGAAUAGUUUGCUUUUUGCAACUAAUGAAUGCUGAACCUUUUUAAUACAACUUUGUUUAGAACAUAUUUUCAUACUAACUAGUAGAAAUCAUUAUGAAAUACCUCCUUCGGGUUCCGAUCUCACAAGUGUUUAAUAUUAGUUAUUCAUCUCUAUUUCAGGGCACUUUCUUUAUAUUACAUAAUGUAAAUCAUGCAUCUUUUAAUCACCAACCACCAUUUUAUCAAUCAUAGAAAGAUAGGAUGCUGCCUUACACAGAGUCAGAUCAUUGGUCCAUCUAGCUCAGUGGUGUCUGCACUGACUGUUAGGGGCUCACCAUGGCUUUAGACAGGAAUUUCUCCCAGUCCUACCUGGGGAUUGAAUCUGGGACCUUUUUGCAUGCAAAGCAUGUGCUCUAUCACUGAGCCCAAGGCCCUUCUCCAGGCAAGAAAUGCUUAUGCAUAAUUGUUCAAGAUCUCUGAUGUAGAAUAGCCUUUCAUGGUUUUGGAAUGGUGGGUUGUGGGUAGGGAAGUCCAUCCCAUGACGCUUACUGUUCUGGCUUAAUGAAUUAUGGCUACAAUGUUAUAUUAUUUAUUUGGUUUUUAUACCUACAAACUUCGCCAAAGGAUACAUGCCGUAACAAAGAAGUACAGUCUCCUAGGGGUUUGUGUCACCUUGGGUUUCAAUUGGAAUAUUUUGCUCCCGGGAUAUGUAAAGUUUUCACAAUAAGGAAUGAUUUGUGUGUUUGUAUGGGAAGUUUAUUUUCCAAUGGAGGCACUUUCAGACCAGCUCAUGUUAAAACUGAAGUGAUAGACCUUUGGGAACUGUACUACCUCAAUAUGGCAUGUUGAGUCUGUCCUUAGUGUACAUAAACCAAGGGAAUUUCAUUAGUUCAGGGGUAGCCAAUGUAUGGGUUGCAUGCUGCAUCUGACCUUUUCCCCAGGUCUACAUAGCUCUGUGAUAUCAAUAUUUAGCUACCUGCCUGUAGAUUGGUCAUAUCCAGGGUAGGAACCUUUGAAGGCCGUAUGUGGCACAUUGUCUAUAGGUGGUUAUCAGUGUAAGGAGGUGAGCUUUUCUAUGGAGACAGACCCUUGUUAAGGAGUUCUGAGCAAACAGAGAAUAAGUAUUCUUGAAGAUACUUUAUAAAGUACUGGACCGACCUAAGAAUCUUACCUGGAACCCCUUGCAAGAUUGUGAAAAGUGCAUUUAACGGGAGUGUUGUCAUGACUUUCCCUUUAUAUUCAGGUACUAUUAACUAAAAAGUUACAGUAGUUCUAAUACUGUUGCCUUGCCACAUUGGUAAGAUUUUUUUGCUGUUGUAAGCUCACUUUAAAACUAUUUUAGUUUAGACUGCAAUCUUUCAAAUACUGGAAGAUAUGCUGAUAUCAGAACUAUGCACAGAAUGGUACAUAUAAUAUGAAAAAUUGUGCAGAAAGUUUGUUGAGUUCCUUGAGUUAAUUAUUUACAUUGCCCUGAAUAUCUUGUAACAAAGUCAGUCCAUCAGAUGUUUAGUAUUUGAAAUGAUGCCUUAAUAAGUCACUUUGAGUUUAUCUUAAUAUAUAAAAUAGUAGCUAGAAUUUCAAAUAGCAAUAGCUGGUGUUCCACACAGCCUACUUUAAAUAUUGCAAAUUCUGCAUAGCAGUUGGAUGUACUAGGGGUUGGUUGGGACUGUCUUUGUGCUGCAGGAAAGAUUUUCAUAUCAUGAAUUGUAUAUAUUUUUAUAUUGAAACUUGCUCUGGAAAACAUUAUUUAUAUAUCUCUGCAUGUAUGGAAAAUACUGUUUGGCUUUCCAAACAUUUUAUUUAAAACUACAAGCAGGGGCACAAAAAAAAAAUCCUCAGGAGCUAUCAUGAUCUUUGAGGAGGGGAAAUGUUAUGGCAAAAGACUGUGGGUUGCAUCCUACAAAGUGAUCCUGUUUGUGAAAGGACUUCCACUUGUAUUAUGGAGCUUCCCCUCCCUCUCUCAGCUGCCCCCUAAAUAUGUUUUGGGGGUUCCUAAACUGUCUCAAGAUGCUUAAGCAUAAGUCCUUGCAUGGACAGGACAACUUUACUGGAUACAACCCUUUAAUUCACUUUUGAUAAGUGUUUUGAAUAAGGCCUUCAAGAUGAUUGCUGGGAGAAAAAUGUAAAUGCCUUUUAAUUUUAAUCAUAGUGAUAGUUAAUAUAUUUUUCAAACACUCCAUAAUGCUUGCACUGUACUUGGAUUAAAUCCAGAAUAUGUUUGUGCUUUUAACCAAAUUGUGACAAUCAUAGCAUAGCUGCCCAUGACUUUGGGUCUAUUCAAGACAUUUCUUUGUUCGAGGACUUGCAUGCUUCAUCAUUGUUGGCAUAAAGUAAUGUCUGCAUUGUGAGAUUUCACAUUUAUUUGAAUCUGGGAUGUUUUUGGCCCAGUCAUGCCUAGUCUAGAUUUGGAGGCCAAGUAAUGUCUGAACAGACCUCUUAUGUUUAUGUUAAGUGUCUUAACCAUAAACAUAACCUAAGAUUUGUUGCUUACCGGUAUGUAUGCACCAGACCAAAUAUCCUUCAACACUUGCUCCACAUAUUGUUCCCUCCUUUGCUGCUUCUAUCAGUAGUGCUGCUGCAAGCUUGUACAUAUAACACACACUUACAACACUUAGGACUGCAAGUGAAACCAAACCUUUUCCCUUCAAUUUAGGACAGAAGGAAUUUCAUCUAAGCAGCUGUGUAAAGUUCCUGUUUCUAAUACAGUACUUGAGGGUUUUUAAAAUAAGUAAGUAAACUUUUCUCUCUCAUUCCUUAUAAACAAAUAACAUGUUGUUGUAAAGCCUUCAUGGGCAGAAGUGGCAUUGUGACAAGUACUGGAAUCUUAAGUGUACAGUUGAAAGCUCUUACUGAAAUGUAUUUGAAUUUGCAGUAUUUAUGUAAAGACUAACAAAUGUGAAUGACCUACUGUAAGAGCGUUACUACAUUUUAAAAAUGUGCAUAGCAAAAUGUCACUUUACAAACGAGAAAUGUUAAUUUGUAAAUUUGUUUCUAACGUGCUUGUGGGCACAGUCAACAAAUGUAUUCUGUUUGUAAGAAAGUUGAGUAGCAUCAUACUUUCGGAAGUGUACAUGUCCUUUAAAGAAUCUUACUGGUAGAUGUUUUUUUUUUGUUUUCAGUCUUUGUAGACAAACUUUUGUACAGAUCUGUGGCUACCAGCUAAUGCUUCUGUCAUAACAGAUGGUCAAUUUUAACUGACCGUGCACUCUUAGUAGAUGAAUAUUUGCUAGCAAAUGUGCAUACAUUGAUUUUUGACUUCUCCAGGGUGCCUAUUUUUAUAAUUGUUCCCUUCAGAUUAUAGAUUUGUACGACUUUUGUAAUGUUAAAUGCAUUUAACAUGUCUUGUAAAAAUAUUUUCAUUGUCUAGAAAAUUUUAAUCCAAAGUUGCAUUUUUCUGCCCAUUCAACUGUCAGAUAAAAAUGGAGUUACCCUACAGAGUGUUUAUCUACUUCACUUGUGUGUUUGUUCCUAGCUAAGGUUUGUGUUUCACUGUUGAUAAACGUUAUUUUCAAGAAAAGGGAUAUAAUGUUGCUUACCACUGAAAGACUUCUCACACUGGGAUUGUGAACCUUUGUGUCAAAUGAGCAAGCUAGCUGGUAGAAAAUCGGUUUUCGUGGCUUCCUUCUGCUCUAUUGCAUUUUUCAUUGCAUCUAAGAAUUAACCUUGCAGGAUUUUGUGAGACUUGUGUUCCUGUAAACAGGUGGCUAACCUGUGACCCUCCAGCUGCUGCUGGGAAUUGGGAAUUUAACAAAAUCUGGAGGGGCACAGCUACCUGUGCUGUAAAAAGGCUGAAAUGAAUUCCUUGUUGUGGAACAUAUUUGACACGGGUCAAGUUCAGGAUUAAGUCCAAACUCGUUUAGUGUAGUCUCCUCUUUGUUAAGUGUGUAGAGUUGCAGCCUUAAGUGGAACAAGAGCUGUGGGGCUAUAACCAGACUAGCAUAAAAGUUCUUGACCUUUUAAAUAUCAAUUUUCUUAUGUGCUCUAGUUUCAGAUUUUCAAUACAGUCAUACCUUGGUUUUCGAACAGCUUAGUUCCCAAACGUUUUGGCUCCUGAAUGCCGCAAACUUGGAAGUUACUGUUCCGGUUUGCAAACUAUUUUUGGAAGCCGAACGGACCUCCAGAAUGGAUUUCGUUCGACUUCCAAAGUACGACUGUAUAAGCAUAUAACUACCAUGCACAGUGAUACUGGAGCCCACACUGGUGGCAGCAAUGUUAGUUCAUACCCUGUUCAUAUUGUAUGGCAAGGGAGACACACCUUCAUUCCCUGCCCACCCCUCCAUUUUUGAAUGUUUUCUUCUUCUCAACCACUCCUUUCAUAGCAUAGAAUCAUAGAAUCUUAAGUUGGGAGGGGACCCAGGGGUCAUCUAGUCCAACCCCCUGUAAUGCAGGAAUCUCAGCUAAUGCACCCAUGAAAGAUGGCCAUCCAACCUCUGUUUAAAAACCACCAAGGAAGGAGAGUCCACCACCACCACCUGUUGUGGGAGUCUGUUCCACUGCUAGACAGCUCUUACUGUCAGAAAGUUUUCCUGAAUGUUUAGUUGGAAUCUCCUUUCUUGCAACUUGAAGCCAUUGGUUCAAGAUCUACCCUCCAGAGGAGAAAACAAGAUUGCUUCAUUUUCCACGUGACAGCUUUUACGCAACGCUGAGAACAAAGUGUUUUUAAAGAGACACUGCUCAAAUGUGUGGUAAGAGGCUAGGAAGGCACUGUGCUUACCUUCAGAUAUGCACAUGUUCUUUUGCGAAACUCUGAACCCACAGGCCAGUCAAUGCAAAGGACAAACACAGCUGUCCUAUCUAAUUCAGUUUGGCUGUUGGAAUUGGCCAUAUCGCCCAAUAAAAGGGAUAUUAGCUUACCCUUAACCAUCUGC